CAUCAAACACUCGAAGAGCAUUUUACCUUCUGGGAUGACAACAAAUACGCAGCAUUGACACUGUCUCUCGUACACAUGCUCACGGCUGAACUUUUGGCUGUGAAACAAGCCCUCAACCUGACCGAUGCUGAUUUCAUCCGGUUCCAUGCUGAUGAAAGGUCAUACCUUGAAUCUCCUAAAGAGCUGCCCCUCCAAGAAUGUCUUCAAAUCCGCUAUGUCCAAGUCCUCAAUGAGUUAGCUGAACAGCGGUUAGAGUGGGUCAGAGCUCGAGAAGCUGCCAAUCAGGCUUUGACCGAUGUUGCCAUUGGUAAUCUACAACAAAUAAACCUUUCUAUUUCUCAAGCACGAAUUCGAGUUGACGCAGCUUACUCUAAGCUCCAGAAUCCCAAGGCCUUCACCAGCCAUAUUGAAAAUCAGCUUGCGAUAGAAGAGCGCUGGAUAGUAGGAGAUCACAAUUAUAUGAAAUACAAGGAAGAGGCAUCACUACAGAGGUAUCAUGUUGCUCUUGAUGAGUUAGAGCAUCUUGUUGUGAUGCGUCUAUUUGAGUUGUCCAAACUCUCACUUUCUGGCACCGGAUACAAACUACAGCAACAGAUCGGAAAGGCAUUGCAGAGACGCUCGGACAUGAUUUGGAAUGCCAUCAAUAAGUAUAAUAAUCAGGCUGUUGCCCUUGAUCCCCCCCGGCCGCAGUUAUCAUGGAAGGAUAUAGCUGACUACAGCUUCCUGGGAGAGUUCGAUCUCCUUCGUUAUUCUCGCACCGACAUUCGCGAAGUUGACUGGUCAAAACCCGCAUAUCGAGAAGCCUCUGUCAAAUUCUUCAAGCUCCGUUGA
Suillus subalutaceus is the source of this 831-nucleotide messenger RNA. RefSeq lists its product as uncharacterized. The transcript has 4 exons. The annotation marks the transcript as partial. Lineage: Eukaryota; Fungi; Basidiomycota; Agaricomycetes; Boletales; Suillaceae. The record is from RefSeq and is a predicted model, not a curated record.